Rhizophagus irregularis DAOM 181602=DAOM 197198 is the source of this 2096-nucleotide messenger RNA. RefSeq lists its product as uncharacterized. Lineage: Eukaryota; Fungi; Glomeromycota; Glomeromycetes; Glomerales; Glomeraceae. The record is from RefSeq and is a predicted model, not a curated record.
UACAUAUAUAUAUCAUAUGAAAUCUUAUACAAUAUAUAUAUAUAAUAAAUCAUCAUUAAAAAAUCGUCGUCGUUGUCGUUUACAAAAACAUUUUCCUCCUUUUUCUCCUUCAAAAUCUUUUCGUCAUUAUUAUAACAUGCAUCGAAGAAAUAUUAUUUCAAACAAGAGGUUUUUUUCCUCUUCUGAUAAAAAAAAUUCACUUCAACAUUCUCAUAUAAAACUUUCACCUUCGUUAACCCCAGAUUGUUUCGCUGAAAUAUUGGUUCACUUACAAGAUGAUAAAUCAACUUUAUAUAAUUGUCUAUUAUUAAAUAGAUUAUGUUGUCGUCUAGUGAUACCAUUAUUAUGGAAACGUCCAUUCGAUUUAAUACAACAAUCUUCUUCUUUCGUUGAACAAGGUGGAAAUACUACUUCAACUUUUAACACUUUGGAAAGAAAUGCUGCGUUAAUAAUAAAAACUUACGUAUCAUGUUUACCACCUUCAGAAUUAAGGAUAUAUUCGGAAGAAGGAAUGAACAUUCCGCGAAUGAUUCGUCCUUUAUUCGAUUAUCCAACUUAUUUGAAAAGUUUUGAUACUUCAUUAAUUUAUUCUUCGAUAGAAUACUUUUUUAAAAAUUUAUUGAGAAAUAUCAAAUUAAUGCAUUAUAAAUCACCAUCAUUUAAUCCGACUACUUAUUUGGCACAGUGGAUAUUUAACAAGAGCAAUGCUCUUCAUUCAUUGAACUAUCAUUAUGUUACUGAGGACGCUUUAAAAUCCAUUGAUUUAUCCUCUUUCAAAAAUACUGAAUUAAAAUUACAACGGUUAAAAAAAUUUAAUUUCAUUUAUAUUCCUCAAAGAACUUUUACUUUUAUUAAUGAUAUUAAUCCAAUCAUUUCUGAUUUAUUCCGUACUUUAAGUAUAACUUCAAUUAAUAUUAAUCAAGUUGAACUUGUUUUACAUAAAAAUUCUAAUCCCCCAAUUCAUCAAAUUUGUAAAUUUUUAUCAAGUUUACGUUAUUUAACAACAUUUAAAUCCAAUGAAUUUUGGUUAAAUAAUAAUUCUUUUGAUAUUUUCUUUUCUUUAAGUAAACACAGAGAUACUUUGGAAUAUUUGGAAUUUUCUGAUUUAAGUCAUUUUAGUAGUCAUUUAUUAGAAUUUUUAUCAAAUUGUGAAAAUCUUAAAGUAUUGGAAUUUAAAGGUUUUGAGCAACGUCAUCAAUCAAUUUCAAAUAAUGAUGAUUAUUUAUUUAAUGAUGAUUGUAGUAAUAAUUGUUAUUCUACUGGUAGUGGUAUCGGAAAUAGUAGUAGUAACAGUAGCAGGGGAAAUAGUUCUUAUAGGUCAAUAUUUAAUACUUCGUAUAAUAAUUCAAAUUUAUCUCAUUCACCAUCAUAUGAUAUUUCAGUGGAAAAUUUAAUUAUACAUAGAAAUCAUCAUGCCAAUUCAAUAAUUCCUUUACUUAAAAUAAUAUCCCCUAUUUCAUUAAAAAAACUUUAUAUUGAAAAGACUACUCCUGAAAUUAUUAAUAUAAUCUCAUCUCAAUUCAUUUCCAAUUUGACUCAUUUAUCAAUUCGUCCUUCAAAUAACGUUAGUUUCUCUACUUUUGCCUCUUGUUUGAAGAAAUUACUUAAGAACAAGAAUUGUAAUUUACAAUGUUUUUCCCUGAAAGUGGCAAGGCAUCAUGAUGUUAACAUCCCUAAUGAUCUUAGAUCUAUAUUGAGUGUUCUUCAAAAACGUAUUACUCACCUUACACUGGAUAUUGGUGGAUUAUGUGAUGAUAAUAAUUCAUUGAAAAAAGUUUUGAAGUCCAUAGGAUGUAAUUUAGAAUAUUUUGAUCUUAUUUAUGAAGAUGUUGGAAUGGAUAAUGAAUAUGUAGAUUUGGUGAAUAAUUUCUUGAAAAAUAACAAGAAUAUCAAAAGAAUUAGACUUAUUAUUCACGAAGUUAUUGCUGCUAACGUUAAGAAUAUUAUAAAAAACGUGAAGACGAAGACGAAGAGAAAUUUGGAAGUUACCGUUGUCAAAACUUCCAAUCAAUUACUAUCCGAUUGGUCAGAAUUGUUAUAGAUUAACAAUUUUGGAGCGCGUCUAACAGUGACAGCAAGUAUUUUUUUUUUUUUUU